AUGGAGCCCACACAUGAUGCGCCGGCUCAAACGAGCAACCAGCAAGCACACGCCGAAUCUCAGACGCCGACGCCCAUGUCGCCACCUCGAAGCAAGACUCCCCCUACAAUCACUGGCAAGCGACCCCACAGCGAGACGCAUACAGCGAGCGGUAACGAUGGAGCCCACCGAGCGGGCAGCGAGCCGGUGAAUCCCAUCGCGCUCAACAAGGCGCUGAAAGAGGUGGAGAGAUCCGGUCAGCGCCGAGUUAGCACGCCGACCGCGAGUCCAAGCCGCAAGCGCCAGAAGGUGCAGGCAGGUGACCGUUUCAUUCCCAACAGAGCAGGUCAGGACCUCUCUGCAAGCUACAACCUGCUUCACGACGAAGGCUCGCCGGCGACUCCAUCGAAGCUGAACAAGAAAGCACCGGGCGAUCUUCAUCUCCAGAAGAGGGAGGCAAAUCGCACUUAUUCGUCCCUCUUGCGGUCUGAGAUGUUUGACAAUGAGGUCCCGCAGAUCAUCAACGAGCGCUCAGGAUCAAGAGCGCAGACUCCACCCGUCAUUGGCAACACCAACGCUACUUCGCUUCUGUCAGGAUCGGCGCUCACGCCUUCCACGCCACACAAGAAUCUCUUCUCAUACGGUCCAAGCGCGCCGGUAUCCCUCACACCGCGAUCAAUUUCACGGAGCGAGCGCGGCCCCAAUAUUAAUGCCCGAUCUGAGAUUUACAGCUUAUCACCAGUGAAGCACUCGUCUCAGUCGAUGCUUUUGUCCCCGCGCAAGACACCUCGCUCAGUCAGCAAAGUGCCCUACAAGGUGCUCGAUGCACCUGAUUUGGCCGAUGACUUCUAUCUGAACCUGGUCGACUGGGGAUCGAACGACAUUCUUGCCGUAGGUCUAGGUCCGGCAGUAUAUCUUUGGAACCGCGACACUGGUAAAGUUACCACCUUGUGUAAUCUGGAAAACGAUACAGUCACGAGCGUCAGUUGGAUCCAGCGCGGUACACACCUUGCCAUUGGUACAUCAAAAGGACUUCUUCACAUUUGGGACACGGACAAGCAGAAGCGAUUGCGAACCAUGACUGGACAUUCUUCGCGAAUCAGCAGCCUCGCUUGGAACUCGCACAUACUUUCUACCGGCUCACGGGACCGCAAUAUACUUCACAGAGAUGUGCGAUCGCCUGUAAUGCAUAUAAGGCGUCUCACGGGGCACAAGCAGGAAGUUUGCGGCCUCAAAUGGAACUCGGACACUGAGCAACUGGCGUCUGGUGGAAACGACAACAAGAUCUUCAUCUGGGACAGGAUGGACGAGCGGUGGCAACAUCGGUGGGGAGAGCAAGAAGGCGGACACAGGGCCGCAGUCAAAGCGAUUGCUUGGAACCCACAUCAACGUGGUGUGCUCGCAUCCGGAGGCGGUACAGCUGACCGUUGUAUCAAAUUCUGGAACACAAUCUCGAACGCUCAGACGUCAUCUUCGAGGAGUAUACCAAUCGAGCAGACUAACCUUGGUCUGGGUCUUACGACGUCUCCUUUGCCAGAAACGACACUUUCGCCGCAGAUGCUCAACCCACACCUAAUCAGCUCGCACGAUACAGGCAGUCAGGUUUGCAACCUCCUGUUUUCCCAGCGCACGUCCGAGUUGGUCAGCACGCACGGGUACUCUCAGCACGCCAUCAACAUCUGGAAAUAUCCAAGCAUGAACCAGGUGGUCAGCCUAACGGGCCACACAUACCGGGUCCUCUACCUCAGCAUGAGUCCCGAUGGCGCUAUCAUCGUCACUGGAGCUGGUGAUGAGACGUUGCGGUUCUGGGAUGUUUUCAAUAAACCCAACAAGGAAGCAAAGCGAGGCAUAGUGGGUGAGUGGGGAGUGAUUCGAUAG
This is a messenger RNA of Lecanosticta acicola, 1857 nucleotides long. NCBI's taxonomy places the organism in Eukaryota, Fungi, Ascomycota, Dothideomycetes, Mycosphaerellales, Mycosphaerellaceae. The record is from the annotation of a GenBank genome assembly.